GGGGAGAAAGACCUGGAGGGGAAAGGACUCUGUGAGGGAGCCGGUGAGAGACUAUGGGGAAGGACCAGGAGCUGCUGGAAGCUGCUCGCACUGGCAAUGUGGCCCUGGUGGAGAAACUCCUGUCUGGCAGGAAAGGAGGGAUCCUGGGCGGCGGAUCUGGACCCCUGCCCCUGUCUAAUCUGCUAAGCAUCUGGCGAGGCCCCAAUGUGAACUGCACAGACAGUUCGGGUUACACUGCUUUGCACCAUGCGGCCUUAAAUGGACAUAAGGACAUAGUACUCAAACUACUUCAAUAUGAGGCAUCAACCAAUGUAGCAGACAACAAAGGUUACUUCCCUAUUCACCUGGCUGCCUGGAAAGGAGAUGUGGAGAUUGUGAAGAUUCUCAUUCAUCAUGGACCAUCACAUUCCCGCGUCAAUGAACAGAACAAUGAAAACGAAACCGCCCUACACUGUGCAGCCCAGUACGGACACUCGGAAGUGGUGGCUGUUCUCCUAGAAGAGCUCACUGAUCCCACCAUCAGGAACAGCAAGCUAGAAACGCCCUUGGACCUGGCGGCGCUCUACGGGCGUCUGCGAGUGGUCAAAAUGAUCAUCAGCGCCCACCCCAACUUAAUGAGCUGCAACACCCGGAAGCACACGCCGCUACACCUGGCCGCUCGCAAUGGCCACAAGGCCGUGGUUCAGGUGCUGCUGGAAGCUGGCAUGGACGUGAGCUGUCAGACAGAAAAAGGGAGUGCACUCCAUGAAGCAGCCUUGUUUGGAAAGGUGGACGUUGUUAGAGUUUUGUUAGAAACAGGAAUCGAUGCCAACAUAAAGGAUAGCUUAGGUAGAACUGUCUUAGACAUUCUGAAAGAACAUCCAUCUCAGAAAUCUCUCCAGAUUGCAACGCUCUUACAAGAAUAUGUAGAAGGUGUGGGAAGACCAAUAGUCCUUGAAGAACAUGUACAGGAAGAUACAACACAAGAAACACACAUUUCAUCUCCUGUGGAGUCUCCUUCCCAAAAGACCAAAAGUGAAACUGUGACUGGAGAAUUAUCAAAACUCUUGGAUGAAAUAAAACUUUGUCAAGAAAAGGAUUAUUCUUUUGAAGAUUUGUGCCACACAAUAUCAGACCACUACUUAGAUAAUUUGAGCAAGAUUUCAGAGGAAGAACUUGGGAAAAAUGGAAGCCAGAGUGUAAGAACUUCAUCUACAAUAAAUUUGUCACCAGGAGAAGUGGAAGAAGAAGAUGAUGAUGAAAACACAUGUGGGCCCUCAGGACUCUGGGAAGCAUUAACUCCUUGUAAUGGAUGUAGGAACCUUGGCUUCCCUAUUCUUGCACAGGAGUCCUAUCCAAAGAAGAGGAAUUACACUAUGGAAAUCAUACCAUCUGCUUCUCUUGAUACGUUUUCUUCAGAAAACGAGAACUUUCUAUGUGAUCUCACGGACACAGCAGUUACAAAGAAACCUUGCUCCUUAGAAAUUGCAAGAGCUCCCUCUCCGAGAACUGAUAAUACCUCUGAGGUAGCAAUUACUGCUCCAGGGACUAGUAACCAUAGAAACAGCUCGACAGGCCCAACACCUGACUGCUCACCUCCAUCCCCCGACACUGCCCUCAAAAAUAUUGUAAAAGUUAUUCGACCCCAGCCUAAACAACGAACAUCUAUUGUGUCUUCUCUGGAUUUUCAUCGAAUGAAUCACAACCAAGAAUAUUUUGAAAUCAACACAUCUACAGGGUGUUCAAGCUUUCCUUCCAGCCCUCCUGCUAGUCCACAUACCUCUUCUGCGGGAAUCACGGAAGUCAAGAAUGAGGGAACCGGCCGAACAGAUGACCUCUCUCAGCAGGAGGACAGUGAUCCCCCGAAAGAAUAUGACCCUGGGCAGUUUGCAGGCCUUCUUCACGGAUCCUCUCCAGCCUGUGAGUCCCCUGAAAAUCCAUUCCAUCUCUACAGAAAAAGGGAUGAACAUGAAGGACACGCCGAAGUCACUUUGUCAAAUAGUCCUUUGCCUUUCAAACAGUCUCCGAUAGAAAAUAGCUCGGAACCUGUGGUAAAGAAAGUUAAACCCAAAGUGGUCAGUAGGACAAUUUUUCACAAAAAAAGCAACCCACUCGAAAACCAUACCAUUGUUGGCACAAGAACAACUAGGAGUGGAUCCCGGAAUGGGGACCAGUGGAUUGUGAACACAGGAGGAUUUGUGGAGAGAGCCUGUACCCUGGGGAGAAUCAGGUCAUUGCCAAAAGCUUUGAUUGACAUGCACUUAUCCAAAACUGUGUCUAAAUCGGAUUCUGAUCUCAUUACCUACCCUUCAAAUGAGAAGACAUCAAGAGUUAACUGGAGUGAAUCUUCAACUGCUGAACACAGUUCCAAAGGGAAUUCUGAGCGGGCACCAUCCUUCACUUCUGAAUGGGAAGAAAUUGACAAAAUCAUGAGUUCCAUAGAUGUUGGAAUUAACAGUGGACUUGAAGAAAUGAAUGGCGAGACUGCAAGACCCAGAUGCCCUGUCCAAACAGUGGGACAAUGGUUGGAAAGCAUUGGGCUACCUCAGUACGAGAACCACCUGAUGGCUAACGGAUUUGACAAUGUGCAGUUUAUGGGAAGCAAUGUUAUGGAAGAUCAGGAUUUAUUGGAAAUUGGAAUCCUUAAUUCUGGACACAGACAAAGAAUUCUACAGGCAAUCCAGCUUCUUCCAAAGAUGAGACCCAUCGGCCACGAUGGCUACCAUCCCACCUCUGUCGCUGAGUGGCUGGAUUCCAUCGAACUGGGUGACUACACCAAAGCCUUUCUAAUUAAUGGCUACACAUCGAUGGACCUGUUGAAAAAAAUCUGGGAGGUUGAACUUAUUAAUGUUUUAAAAAUCAAUUUGAUUGGCCACAGGAAACGUAUUUUGGCAUCUCUGGGAGACAGGCUGCACGAGGACCCACCACAGAAGCCCCCUCGGUCCAUCACGCUCAGGGAACCCAGUGGUAAUCACACUCCUCCUCAGUUGUCUCCGUCACUUAGCCAAAGCACUUACACCACUGGUGGCUCCCUAGACGUUCCUCACAUUAUCAUGCAGGGCGAUGCAAGGAGGAGAAGAAAUGAAAACUACUUUGACGAUAUUCCGCGAUCAAAACUGGAGAGGCAGAUGGCCCAGACAGGAGACUGGGGAGAACCUUCCAUUACCUUGCGACCUCCAAAUGAAGCUACAGCCUCAACUCCAGUACAGUACUGGCAACACCACCCGGAGAAGCUCAUCUUCCAGUCGUGUGAUUACAAGGCUUUUUAUCUAGGUUCUAUGCUGAUAAAAGAGCUCAGGGGGACAGAAUCAACCCAGGAUGCUUGUGCAAAAAUGCGGGCUAACUGUCAGAAGUCCACAGAGCAAAUGAAGAAGGUCCCUACUAUUAUUCUUUCAGUCUCUUAUAAAGGAGUCAAAUUUAUUGAUGCAACAAAUAAGAACAUAAUUGCCGAACAUGAAAUUCGUAAUAUUUCCUGUGCUGCCCAGGACCCAGAAGACCUCUCAACAUUUGCUUAUAUCACAAAAGAUUUGAAGUCGAACCACCACUACUGUCACGUGUUUACUGCCUUUGAUGUGAACUUAGCCUACGAAAUCAUCCUAACACUGGGACAGGCAUUUGAAGUCGCUUACCAGCUCGCACUACAAGCAAGAAAAGGGGGACAUUCCUCCACACUUCCAGAGAGCUUUGAAAACAAACCCUCCAAGCCCAUCCCCAAGCCCCGCGUUAGUAUUCGCAAGUCAGUGCAGAUCGACCCAUCUGAGCAAAAGACUCUGGCCAAUCUGCCGUGGAUUGUGGAGCCGGGACAAGAAGCCAAGAGGGGAAUUAAUACCAAGUAUGAGACCACGAUUUUCUGAUACUCACCGUCCUCCUGUCCUCGCGGUGCCUUGCACGCCGAGCAGUCCGGAGCAGGCUUUCCUUCCCGCCUCCGUUUCCACCCAGCCUAGGAGGAAGACUGCUCUGCUUGUGUGGCCUUGUCACAGGCGAAAUGCCGCUGGCCAUUCCUGGGGACGUUCUUUGUGCACCAGUGACAGAAAGUACAGCCAAGACUUUCCAGCCGUAACCCCUGAGAGGCAUGAGUUGAGAUGUUCGCUGACUCCCCUCCCCGCCACCACCCAAGGUAUUUCUAGUGACUUGGCCCCAACACUGGCUUUGUUGUAGUUGGGGAUAACACCUUUUAAAAAAAAAGAAAAAAAAAGUACAGGGGAUCUCUAAUACUGCCUAAAAAUAUAAAAAUCUUGGGUUUUUCGCUGUCAGCGGUUUUAAAGGUAGCAUCAGAACAACCCCCAUAAAGCAUCUGUAAAAUCAUUACACCACUGAAUACCCUUUCACACAACAGGACAAAACCACUCUCGUGGUUACCAGGAAACCCUGCUUCCCAAUUUCUAUAUUUGUGGAUUUUAUAUGUAAUCAACUAUGUCAGAUAAAGAGAACCUUUACAUCUAUGGACUGAUUCAUGAUUUACGAAUGAUUUAAAAACAGAGGAAUUUAUUAUGCACAGAAAAAUGUGUCUUGUAUUAAAUAUUUUUACUAAAAGGAUGUUUCAUUAAUGCAUUGAUAAGAAAAUUAGGUUAGUUGUGAGGGAUAUUUCUGGUGUCAUUUCAAAUAACUAAAUUUCUACUGCUACUACCAAGAAGACUGGCUCAGGCGUGGCUAAGUACUGAUGGCACUCUGACCAGAGCAGGAGAUUCAGGCAAGCAGACCAGGGUCUGACCCAAAGUGCUGAUGCAGCCAUAAUCCUGCAGAGAUUGGGUUUUUUUUAAAAUCCUCAGUGUUUUAAAGAACAUGUUUAAAAAACAAAUUGGGGCUCCUGCUGUCAAGAUUUCUGUCGUGGAAACCUUGUUUGAGAAAGGUGUUAAUAAAAUUCUGUUGCAAAAAAAAAUUUUUUCUAGAAAAAAUAAAUACAAAAAAAAAAAAAGAUAUUCCAAAGUAAUAAAAC
This is a messenger RNA of Hipposideros armiger (great roundleaf bat), 4915 nucleotides long. It is a transcript of the gene ANKS1B, whose product is annotated as ankyrin repeat and sterile alpha motif domain containing 1B. Gene Ontology annotation, cellular component: cytosol. NCBI's taxonomy places the organism in Eukaryota, Metazoa, Chordata, Mammalia, Chiroptera, Hipposideridae. The record is from RefSeq and is a predicted model, not a curated record. The coding region runs from base 54 to 3833 and encodes 1259 amino acids. Gene Ontology annotation, molecular function: ephrin receptor binding. The transcript has 26 exons. Gene Ontology annotation, biological process: ephrin receptor signaling pathway.